This is a messenger RNA of Nannospalax galili (Upper Galilee mountains blind mole rat), 1544 nucleotides long. RefSeq names its product retinol dehydrogenase 7-like. The transcript is spliced from 4 exons. The record is from RefSeq and is a predicted model, not a curated record. Bases 168 to 1121 code for a protein of 317 amino acids. Gene Ontology annotation, molecular function: oxidoreductase activity. Lineage: Eukaryota; Metazoa; Chordata; Mammalia; Rodentia; Spalacidae.
CGUGAAGAAAAUGUUCCAGGAAGACAGUGAUCAGGGAGCAAAGUAAGAACUCCAUGCCAGAAUCUGUAAGCCGCUCUGCCUACCACAUUGUCAGUAUUCCUACUACUGUCUGAACAGAGGCCAGGCUCACUUUUACAAGGAGUGUCUGUGCCUGUCCUCUACUGGUCAUGUGGCUCUACCUGCUGUCCCUGGUGGGCCUGUGGUACCUCCUGCGCUUGUAUAGGGAGAGGCAGGUGGUGAGCCACCUCCAUGACAAGUAUGUCUUCAUCACUGGCUGUGACUCAGGCUUUGGGAACCUGCUGGCCAGGCAACUGGACAUGAGAGGCAUGAGGGUGCUGGCUGCAUGUCUGACUGAGGAGGGGGCUGAGCAGCUGAGCAAGAAGACAUCAGACAGGUUAGAGACUGUGAUCCUUGAUGUCACCAAGACAGAGAGUAUUGCUGCAGCCACCCAGUGGGUGAAGGAACGUGUUGGGGACAAAGGACUCUGGGGUCUGGUGAAUAACGCUGGCAUCUCUGUCCCCAUCGCUCCCAAUGAGUGGCUGAACAAACAGGACUUUGCAAAAAUACUUGAUGUGAACCUGAUGGGGGUGAUCGAGGUGACUCUGAGCAUGCUGUCCUUAGUGAGGAAGGCCAAGGGCCGCGUGGUCAACGUCUCUAGCGUCAUGGGCCGGUUGUCUAUCUGUGGUGGUGGUUACUGCAUCUCCAAGUAUGGUGUAGAGGCAUUCUCGGACUCCCUCAGGAGGGAGUUCUCCUGUUUUGGAGUCAACGUGAUUAUUAUAGAGCCUGGCUUCUUCAAGACUGUUGCAACCAGUAGUGAGGAACUAUCACGGAACAUCAAGAAUCUGUGGGAUCAGUCCAGCCCAGACAUGAAGGAGAUUUAUGGGGAGAAGUUUCUGGCAUCAUACCUGACAGGUAUAAAAUCAUUGGACCAAAAGUGCACAGAGGACCUGUCCUUGGUGACGGACUGCAUGGAGCAUGCUUUGACUUCCUGUCACCCCCGCACCCGGUACUCACCUGGCUGGGAUGCUAAGCUCUUCUACCUCCCCAUGAGCUACAUGCCCACAUUCCUGGUGGAUGCCAUGUUCUGCUGGGUCUUCUCAAAGCCCGCCAAGGCUCUAUGAAGCACACAUGUGUUUGCGUGGUUGGGGGAAUAUGGAUACAUUGUGAGUGACAGGAUUCCUCUGUGAAGGAGAGUAGGGUCGAUGGAGGGAGCUAAUGCCACUAGGAUAUAUAUAGUUCACCUUCCUCACGCAAAUGAUUCUGCUGUGAUAGUAUUUAGAAUGGAGAGGACCAGAGCAAGAGCCAAAGAAUUCUGACAAGGGUUAGGGAUUGAAAAGUGCUGGACUGAUGGACAUUGGGGGACACGAAUCAUACUCUGUAGACCACAUUACACACACACACACACACACACACACACACACAAGAGUUUAUUAAAUUAGGUGGGGGCAGUGUGGGAGAUGCAGAGUGAGAAGCAGAUCCAAAUGCCAUGAAACUAUAUUGUAUGAAAAUCUCAAAAUUCAAUAAAAAAUGCAAAAAAGAAAAAA